This is a messenger RNA of Hirsutella rhossiliensis, 930 nucleotides long. Its product is annotated as aldo/keto reductase family domain-containing protein. The record is from RefSeq and is a predicted model, not a curated record. Lineage: Eukaryota; Fungi; Ascomycota; Sordariomycetes; Hypocreales; Ophiocordycipitaceae. Gene Ontology annotation, cellular component: cytosol. Bases 1 to 930 code for a protein of 309 amino acids. The transcript is spliced from 6 exons. Gene Ontology annotation, molecular function: aldose reductase (NADPH) activity.
AUGGCAGCAAAAAGCUUCAAGCUCAACACGGGCACUGAGAUGCCGGCUGUGGGCCUGGGAACGUGGCAGUCCAAGCCGGGCGAGGUUCAGGAUGCCGUCUCAUACGCGCUCCAGGCUGGGUAUCGGCUGGUGGACUGUGCAUACUGCUACGGCAACGAGGACGAGGUCGGCCAGGGCCUCAAGGAGGCAUUUGAUGCAGGCGUCAAGCGCGAGCAUGUCUUUGUCAUGACCAAGGUCUGGGCGACGUACAAUACCCGGGUCGCCGAGGGCCUGGAAAAGAGCCUCAAGAGCCUUGGACUGGACUACGUUGACCUGUUCCUGAUCCACUGGCCUAUUCUAUUGAACCCACAAGGCAAUCACGAAAAGUUCCCGACCCUGCCGGACGGCUCGCGAGACGUCGUCCACGGAUGGAACCACGUCGAGGCCUGGAAGCAGAUGGAGGCGCUCCUGAGCACGGGCAAAGUCAAGGCCAUUGGUGUUUGCAACUACAGCAAGCGAUACCUGGAAGAGCUGCUUCUUCACUGCACCGUUGUGCCCGCCAUCAACCAGAUCGAAAACCACCCCAGCCUGCCACAGCAGGAGGUUGUGGAUCUAUGCAAGGCAAAGGGCAUCCACGUUGUGGCCUACAGCCCGCUGGGAAGCACCGGCAGCCCCUUGAUGAGAGCCGAGCCCGUGGCCAAGAUUGCGGAAAAGAAGGGCGUCAGCGCCGGCACGGUCUUGCUGAGCUAUCAUGUCGCCCGAGGCAGCACGGUUCUUGCCAAGUCCGUCACCCCGGCCCGUAUCAAGUCGAACCUGGACCUUGUCGAGCUCGACGCCGCCGACAUGAAGCUCCUUGACGACUACUCAGCCGAUCUGGCCAAAAAGGGAGAGCUGAAGCGAUAUGUGUACCCGCCCUUUGGCGUGGACUUUGGCUUCCCGGACAAAUCAUAG